UAUGGAGAAUGAUGUGAUUCUAGUCUUUUUUUAUACUGAUAACAUUGUCGUGAUUUGAGUACUCAUCUUAUAUUAUGUUUUUGUUAUUUUUGAUCCAAAGUUUCAAUAUUUUGAAUUUCAUUUCAGGCUAUAAGGGUUGCUGUCAUGAAAUGUAUUAAUGGGGUAUAUGCAUUGUGGGGUCGUAUUGCAUGUUCUGGCAAGAAAAAUGGUACUUAACUUGCACAAAGUGAUGGCAAAUCUAACCAGGUCAAUUUCUACAUUAUAUAUUCAUGAGGUUAAGGUUAAGUUUGAUUGUCUCGACUCAUUUGAUACUUUUGAUGAGUACCGUUCAGAAGAACUAUCUAUGACACUUUAUCACAGAGAAGACUCAUUAUCCAAGAUAAGUAACCUAAGUUCACAAGAUCAAAGAGACACUGUUGAUUUUUCAGGACCCUUAAUAUCUCAAAUGCACACCGUCCAUGAGAUCUUAGAAAGACAUGAGCGACACAUACGACAUACUGCAGUAAGAAAAUGGAAAGUAAAGAAACUGCAUUGA
Molecule: messenger RNA, 535 nt
Organism: Arachis ipaensis
Lineage: Eukaryota; Viridiplantae; Streptophyta; Magnoliopsida; Fabales; Fabaceae
Source: RefSeq, a predicted model, not a curated record